Molecule: messenger RNA, 566 nt
Organism: Paramecium tetraurelia
Lineage: Eukaryota; Ciliophora; Oligohymenophorea; Peniculida; Parameciidae
Exons: 3
Biological process (GO): tetrahydrobiopterin biosynthetic process
Molecular function (GO): 4-alpha-hydroxytetrahydrobiopterin dehydratase activity
Source: RefSeq, a predicted model, not a curated record
AUGUAUAGGAAUUUCACUUCUAACAAUACAAGAACUACAGCUAACCUGCUUGGUUUGAAGUAUUUGUUGAAGGAUUUUUCGGAUGUACCCACUAAGAAGUUCACAAAAUUGAAUGCUGAUGAAGUUAACCAAAUUCUUAGCAUUCAUGAGUUGAACUCGAAUUGGACUCUUAAUGUCAGUAGUUUAGUUCGUAAAUACUAGUUUCAGUCUUUUUAAGAUUCUUUCAGUUUUAUGGCAUAGGUUUCUCAAAUAGCUGAGUAGAUGAAACAUUAUCCUAAAUGGUUCAACAAGAAUGGACUUGUCACAAUUGAUCUCAUAACCAAUGAGGUCAAAGGUGUAACAUUCAAGGACGUACUACUGGCCUACACAUCUGAUCAUAUAUCUUAGAUCAUUCAAUAGAAUCAUAGCAAUUCUAUUUUUGAUAAUUGCAACAUCCACGUUGAAAACCUUAUCCAAUAGUGGAAUCACAAUUAUUAAAAGAGUCAAGAACUUAACCAAGUAAUUGACAAAUCUGUGAACUUCUUAUGAUGUACAUAUAUGUAGAUAUUGAUUUAAAAAAUUAAAAA